This is a messenger RNA of Callorhinus ursinus (northern fur seal), 675 nucleotides long. It is a transcript of the gene CUNH11orf98, whose product is annotated as chromosome unknown C11orf98 homolog. The record is from RefSeq and is a predicted model, not a curated record. NCBI's taxonomy places the organism in Eukaryota, Metazoa, Chordata, Mammalia, Carnivora, Otariidae.
GGAGGGCGAGGGGCGGGGCCGACGCUGACGCUGCGCAGAGCCAAGACGUGGUGGUGGAGCCAGCAUGGGCGCUCCCGGCGGAAAGAUCAACCGGCCACGAACGGAGCUGAAGAAGAAGCUGUUCAAGCGACGGCGGGUGUUGAGCCGGGAGAGGCGACUGAAGCACCGGGUGAUCGGGGCUGUGAUAGACGAAGGGCUGAUCACGCGGAACCACCUGAAGAAGCGGGCGUCCAGUGCACGUGCCAACAUUACUCUCUCUGGGAAGAAGCGCAGAAAGCUCCUCCAGCAGAUCCGGCUGGCCCAGAAGGAGAAAGCAGCCAUGGAAGUGGAAGCCCCCACAAGGCCAGUCAGGACUAGUGAACCACGGCCGAAGCGGCAAAAGAAGACAAAAGCCCCCCAGGAUGUAGACAUGGAGGACCUUGAAGAUGAUAACUGAGUCUCUCACCCCUUCCACCAGAAGAUUCUCAGCUGGAGCCAGAAGGACUCUGGUUGUUUCAGAGGACUUUGGAGAAAGCAUUGCCCCUUUUCAUUCUCCUCACACUCCCCUUCCCUGAUGGCCUAGUAACCUGCCCCAGAGGGAUGUGUUGAGAGGAAGAGGGUGGAGAAGAAAGACUGGAGAAUGGGGCUCCCUCGCAGUCAGCUGCACUUUUAAUAAAGCCCUAGAGUUCUUACGGA